AUGCGCAUGGCAGGAGUCGCAAUGAUGUGGUUGGUGGCGACGGGGAUGGCGAUGAAGGAGGAGCCGAUGAAGAAGGAGCCGAUGAAGGAGAUGGCGAUGAAGGAGGAGCCGAUGCUGAGGUUACGGGGUGGAGGUAAGAAGACGACAGAGGCGAAUGCAGACGACCACUCGGGAGAUUCAGACACGAAGCACUCGACCUGGCAAGCAGCAUUUCGUCGGAGUUAUGGAAGUUUUGGAGAGGGUAUGACAAACAAGUUCAGAAAUUCUGCAGAGUUGGCAAAGAUAUUCCACGAGAAGUUGUCCUCCCACGAAGGAUCCGACGAUGCGUCUGGGACCGGCGAUGGUGAGGCGUCGACGAUGAAGAUGAAGGAUGUGGACGAAGAAGCAUCCUCACAGCACAGAAGCGAUGCAAAGCAACAUGCCAAGAAGAAGACGAAGAGGAAAGAGCUAAAAGGCGCAUCAAAACCGGGCAAGCGUAAGAAUAGGGACAUGGAAGACAGCACUAGUGAAGACGAAGUUGACGAUGAGAGCUUGGAAGAUGAUGGAAGGUCGAGCCAAUCCUUGAGAGGAGAUGAGGAAGAAAGUGAGCUUGAGAGCAAGAAGAAACGAAUAGCAGAGCUGAUGCAAGAGAUAGAGAACUUGAGGAAGCUGAAAGAGCAGAAGAUCAUAGAGAAGAAGAUCGGAAAUGCUCAGCCUAACAAGGAGGCGGAUGCAAAGAUGGCGAGGCUGGAACGAGGCGCAAGCAAACGCAAAGACAGCAUGUCCUGUUCAGAAGGGGAAGAGGAGCAGGAAGACGAGGAUGAUGAUGAUGAUGAUGAUGAUGAGAACGAAGACCCUGAGUUGGAAUCUCUCAUUCAGCAACAAACAUCGCAAACAAGCGCUGCCUUUGCCACCCUGGCAUGGCAGACGGAAGAUUUCAUCGGCACAGAACUUCCGCCUCCUCCCAUGCAGGACGAUGAUUUCAAGGAGCAGUCAGCUGUGAAGAUUGUGAGUAAUCUGCCGGAGAGGGAAAGGCCCUUCCGUUGUAUGUACGACGGCAGCUACUUUGCAACAGCCCAGGAGAUGCUUGAUCACAUAGAGAAGCAGCGAGUGCGGGUUUUCAACAGACUGAAACCAGGCGACGACACUUUCUUUCCGAGGUCGAGGAUGCAGUUUCAGAUCGAGAAGGCAGAAACCAACCAAAGGAAGACUGAGGAGCACAGGCAGAGGAUGAAGGAACUGGCAGCGGUAAGGAAGGCGAGCAAGGGCAAGUGGAAGCCGGACUCGCAGAGGCUGCGAGAGGACUCGGCGAUCAACAAGUGA
Molecule: messenger RNA, 1302 nt
Organism: Guillardia theta CCMP2712
Lineage: Eukaryota; Cryptophyceae; Pyrenomonadales; Geminigeraceae
Exons: 11
Coding region: 1-1302 (433 amino acids)
Source: RefSeq, a predicted model, not a curated record